Oncorhynchus mykiss (rainbow trout) is the source of this 1623-nucleotide messenger RNA. RefSeq lists its product as uncharacterized. Gene Ontology annotation, molecular function: metal ion binding. The record is from RefSeq and is a predicted model, not a curated record. NCBI's taxonomy places the organism in Eukaryota, Metazoa, Chordata, Actinopteri, Salmoniformes, Salmonidae.
UAUUUGGAAUAUUUUCGAAAUUCCGUGACCCAGAAGUACUUUUUUAUUGUUGCGGACACUUUCUUUUGGAUUAGCAAAUUGUAGCUACACCAACAAUAGAAAUACAACAAUUCAUAAAUGUAUUGAGCAACAAACAUCUUCAUACGGAUUAUAACUGCCAGUUCAAUCAAACAUAAAACGCAGACCGCAAUUUGUGACUGGAUUAAGGCGAAACAAGGACGAAGAGAGAGACAAAUAUAGCUACUAGCUAACGUUGCGUUAGCCUGUUAACGCAAAGGCUAAGCAGCAAGUUGACAUGAAUUCUCUCGUCGGCUAUGGCGUGUCCUCUGAUUCUGACAGCGAUGGGGAUAUUGUAAACAACAAGAAGACUGAGAGCAAGGUGGAUGGAGAGACCCAGAAGAAGGGCCGCAAUUUCCUCCUAGAGUCCGGGUCAGCCUCCAGUGAGUCGGACUGUGACUCCAACCCAGAGGAAGAGGUGAACCCCGUAUCUCAACUACAACCAAAACGCCCUCCUCCUUCCUGUAUGGGACCCCCCUCAGAGUCCCGUACCCCUCUCCUCCCCGCACCCCCUAGCUCCCUCUCCUACAAACUCCCCCCUCCCCCCCUCGGGGCCUCGUCCAAGAGUGGCGUAUUCGCCAACCCCUUCAAGGCUCAAGCCGACCAGAAGCUCAACGUCUUGCAGAAGCAUGUCCCUCUCACAGUGCAGGCCCGGCCCUCCCAGAUAGGGGGCAAGAGGAUGUGUGUGGCGUACAGGAAGGACGGACGCUGCAGGUUCGGGAUCAAAUGCAAGUUUGCCCACGACAGCGAUCUCCAGAGCUCCAUCAUUCCCAAUGACUAUGACCCCCCUGAGGAUGACGCUCCCGGAUCGCACCAAGCUGACCCCAACGCAGGAGGCUCUUCAUACAUGGGUCGCCAGAACUUUCACCACAACCAGGGAGGAGACCCUGAAGAGGAUGAGGGUCAGCAGUCUAGGAAGAGGAGAGUAGGGCUGAGUAACACCCUAGUGCCUCCUAAAAGGGCGUUGAAGAAUUAUGCAAUGCAGAGGAAGAGAGAACAGGUCAAUUUGAACUGAGCAACUUGCACAGGAAUACUGUCAGCAGCAAUACACUUUGUGUGUGUCUGUGUGUGUGUGUGUGUACGCGUGUGUGUGUGUGUGUGUGUAUACGCUCACAUUGUUUUAGUGUGUGACAAGAGAAAAUGGGAACAUGUUCCAAUUUUGUACCCCCCCCCCCCCAUGGAUGUAAAAGGAAUGGACUGGUGUAAAAAAUGGUUUAAACUUCUCCCUACCCAUGCUUACGAGUGAGCAAGUGCAAACGAAUCAGACGACAGCCAGAGAGUAUUCUAUACACCGCUUGUCAGUAUGCAAGAUAGGAUAACUAUACCACACUUCCAAACCUCUGUGCAGUCCAGUACAUGUACUUCAGAUUGGUAGUUUGUACAUGGAGUUUUUGUAGUUUCAUUGAAAACGUCUUUAUUUUGGAAGAACCUGUCCAUUGGAAAUAUCAGCUACAUUUUAUCAUUGUUAAAUAAAUGCUUUAAAUGUUUGUUAUUUGUGUUUGUGACCACUUAAUGAUACAUGGACAUAGGAACUGGAGAUACCAAUAAAGUUAUGGAUCAAGUUUA